Messenger RNA from Pecten maximus, 1944 nucleotides. RefSeq names its product scavenger receptor cysteine-rich domain superfamily protein-like. Bases 69 to 965 code for a protein of 298 amino acids. NCBI's taxonomy places the organism in Eukaryota, Metazoa, Mollusca, Bivalvia, Pectinida, Pectinidae. The transcript has 7 exons. Gene Ontology annotation, cellular component: membrane. The record is from RefSeq and is a predicted model, not a curated record.
AACACAUACAAGGUUUUCUGAUCUGUUUUCCUGUACAGCAUAUUAUAAUGCGUGUGUAGUUACAUCAAAUGGCGAUAUUCCCAGUCAUACAGAUCGUAAGGCUCAUCUUCACCAGUGUUGUAGUCAUAGCGUUUUGGACAUACAUCGUCCAGUCGUGCAUUAUAUACUCUCAUCACUUUGACGACGACUCGAGAAAGGCUGCGUAUUUCGAAGCGAAACCUUACGGUCCACUUCAGUGCGGAAAGAUGUGUGUCCUAGAGAGACGAUGUGUGGCUAUCAACUACCACAGGGAAUCCCUCACUUGUGAGCUUGUCGAGGCAUCUGCAACUGCUGUAGGAGAUUCCGAAGGGUGGAUAUCCACAUCUAAUUUCACAUUUGUUAAUGAUAAGCUUGGGCCGUGUGCAAAUGUGGCCAUCGAAGACCUUGACAGGUGUGUUCCUUUAAAGAACACGGGGCAUUCCAACGUGAAAAAAUACUGUCCAGAAUAUCCUACCUCUCAACACGCCACCCUGACUUCCUAUUCGAGGACCUGUGGGGACAGUAUCACCUACAAAUGUAACAGUGAUCGUUGUUACCUUGAGGAAUACGUAAACGUGACGUGUAACGCUAACGGGCAGUGGUCCUCAGUCACGGCCACGUGUACCGUUAUGUCAGAAAACAGCCUUAGGUUAUUGGACGGAGCCACACCGAACAGAGGCCGGGUACAGAUAUGUCAUAAUAGUAUCUGGGGCACAGUGUGUGAUCAUAGCUGGGACACGAAUGACGCCCUUGUUGUGUGUCGACAACUAGGAUACAGUGGAGGACAGCCUUUCAUGGGCGCCGUGAGCUCGGGACAAAUUUGGCUGCAUUUGGUGUCGUGUACUGGAACCGAGAGUUUUCUAGCCAGCUGUUCACACGAUGGCUGGACAGACCCACAUUGUGUCAAUGUAAACAGCGAUGGUGCUGGUGCUAUUUGUGAUCCAUAAGACAGACAACAGAUGACAAAGAAUCGUCUAAUACCUGUCCAUUGUGUCUGAAGAUUUGUACAACAGGACUUUGUAGUCUGAAAUGACGUCCGUCUAAUACCUGUCCAUUGUGUCUGAAGAUUUGUACAGCGGGACAAUGUAGUCUGAAAUGACGUCCGUCUAAUACCUGUCCAUUGUGUCUGAAGAUUUAUACAGCGGGACAAUGUAGUCUGAAAUGACGUCCGUCUAAUACCUGUCCAUUGUGUCUGAAGAUUUAUACAGCAGUACUAAGUUGGCUAAAAAUGGGAACGUGCAUGGAACAAUAGCAUCAUAAUAAAUGUGUCUUUAGUUAGAAUGUGGUUGACUCUCGUCUCCCAACUUGAAAAACACCUUAUAUUAUAAAACAAAAGAUUGUGAUGAUCAAACAAAGUAGAUAAGUUUGAAAUGUCCUCUACAAUCAUAUAGCAUUUGAAAAUCACAUGUGAUUUUUACUCUCAUUUGAGUUCAUUGCAAUGUCACUGGGUUCAAUCGUAUUGACAGGGCGCCGGUGCUUACACCUGGGCGUCGAUGAAUUUUACACCCGGGCAACGAUAAUUUCUAUAGAAAAUGAACGCCGAAGACGGGAUCGGAAGAACGGUUGAGGUGCAAAGUCCGCGAUCGGAAUGACUGUAAAUCUCGCAGUUUAUCGGAAUUAUAUAUUUUGACAUCAUCAAGUCUUGCUGGAUUGAUUGGUAUCAGUUGAAUAGGAAAAUUAGACAUUUCCUUAUUUUACACCUGUGGCAACGAAGACGCUCUGGAGCUUUACACCCGGGCGCCGCGAUUUGCUGACGUGGUAGUGAUAUAAAAAUUACCAGAGUUGGCCUUUUGAUGAUUUUUGUUUAUGUAUUUUUUUAGUUAUGCUGCUCGAUGAAUACGUGACAGUUCAUUCACGGACGGGCCUCUUUAAAGGGUCGAGGAAACCGAAGUAAACACAGAAAAACCUAACUACGUUUUUUCUGAA